AUUGUGGUUAAUAAUCACAGCAAGAAAAAAAACUCCUAAUAAAUGCUUCCAGAAACUAACAUAGAUUACAUUAGUCACAACGUAAAGCACAAAAGGUUUGAUCUUGGUAUAAAAUCCCGGAACACUCUGAAGACGUUUAUUACUCAGAAUGAGAGCACUGGUUUUCCUUGCAUUCUUUCUGUACCAGUGUACUGUGGUACAGGGUGUUGAUUUUCUCAUUGAGCUCCAUGAAGUCAAAUCUAUUUUGAAGGACCAGAAAGCUCUUUUGGAGGAGCUAAAGAACCAAGGACAAGGAAAUGGAUGCUCAUGCAUUGCUGAAAUUCGGUAUCAGCUUAAUGAGUUGAAAUCCACAGUGGCAGAACAGAAGGUGAAGCUGGAGGCUCUUCAGAAACAGCUAGCAGAUAAACCUACGGUUGCCUUCUCAGCUUCACUUAUAGGCCACGGCGGUCAGACCCUGGGAGGAUAUUCAACCGAGGAAAUCCUGAAGUUCCAGAAAGUUUUCACGAACGUCGGAGGUGCCUACAGUAGCACUACUGGAAAGUUUACCACUCCUGUGAAAGGCGUGUACUAUUUUAGCUUCACGGCUUUCGCAAACGGAAAAUCAAGCAUGGGCGUGCACCUGCGCAAAAAUGGCGAGCAAAUAGUGGCUAUCUACGAUUACAACAGUAACCACAAAGAUGUGAACGGUGCAAACAGGUCAGUGCUCAUGCUGGAAAAGGGAGAUGAAGUGUACAUCGGGCUCUGGAGCAGUCUGUACAUUUUUGACAGCUACAACAGCGUCAGCACCUUCUCUGGGUUCCUGAUUUUCCCAUCGGAAUAAAAAUCGUUCCAUUGUAUUAACAUUAACACAAAUGCAAAUAUAUUAGAAAGCGAUCGGAAUGCGAUAUAAAAAUAUCUAAAAUGCUUAUAAAAUGUAAAUAAGUUGCCUGAUUUGAAUUUGAGAUUGAACAAUUGUUGAGCCUUAACUAAAAAGUAUUUAAUUACUGUAUUUUUUUUUAUUUAAUUCAAUUUAAUUUUGGUUUAUUUAGACCAAUUUCUUUAUUAGAACAUAAUAUCUUUAUUAUGUGAUUUUUAUUAAUCCUUUGAUUCCCUUCUAAUGUUUUUGUUUCUUUGUUAAGCACUUAUAAUGUGAUUUUAAUGAUGCUUUGAAAUUUCUAUAAAAUAAAAUAAUACAAAAUGCUGAAAUACAUUUUUUUAAUAUAUCAUACAUAUAACAUAACAUCAUAAAAUUUAUUAUACCGAUUUUUUUUUUUCCUUCAACCCCAUGGUUUUGUGUUCAACCCCAAAUUCAAUGACUGUCUAUACAAAGAUUCACAUAUUUACUAGGUAAUUUUCUCCAGGAUCUCCAGAGUGUGUAGAUUGUGCUCUGUGAUAACACUGAUAUAGUUUAUAAGUAAAUACACUAUAUUGCCAACCUCA
Messenger RNA from Silurus meridionalis, 1419 nucleotides. RefSeq names its product complement C1q-like protein 4. The transcript has 4 exons. Gene Ontology annotation, molecular function: protein binding. The record is from RefSeq and is a predicted model, not a curated record. NCBI's taxonomy places the organism in Eukaryota, Metazoa, Chordata, Actinopteri, Siluriformes, Siluridae. Bases 149 to 820 code for a protein of 223 amino acids.